Molecule: messenger RNA, 1215 nt
Organism: Talaromyces atroroseus
Lineage: Eukaryota; Fungi; Ascomycota; Eurotiomycetes; Eurotiales; Trichocomaceae
Exons: 2
Coding region: 1-1215 (404 amino acids)
Biological process (GO): tRNA modification; mRNA pseudouridine synthesis
Cellular component (GO): mitochondrion
Molecular function (GO): RNA binding; pseudouridine synthase activity
Source: RefSeq, a predicted model, not a curated record
AUGUCAGGACAGAAGAUAUAUGAGGGUAUUCUACCCGUCCACAAGCCUGAAGGCGUCACAUCAGCCGACGUAAUCCGCAAACUCCAACGACACUUCAAACCUUCAGACACAUUCCAAGGCUACCUCGAGAACGAAACCUCGCGCCGCAGCCGCGACAGCAACUGGCAAACACGCAAGAAGCGACGCAAGCUGCUGCACCCAGAUGUCAAAAUUGGGCACGGCGGCACCCUCGACCCGAUGGCCACCGGCGUGCUAAUCACGGGCAUUGGAGUAGGCACAAAGCACCUCUCAAAGUUCCUGGAAUGCUCCAAGACGUACGAGACUAUUAUCGUGUUUGGCGCCGAGACGGAUUCGUAUGAUCGCAUGGGCAAGAUCGUGCGCAAGGCUGACUAUGAGCAUGUUACGCGCGAGCUUGUGGAAGAAGCGAUGAAGAAAUUCCGCGGGAAGAUUAUGCAGCGGCCGCCCAUUUUCUCGGCCAAGAGGAUUCAGGGGAAGAGGUUGUAUGAGUAUGCGCGAGAAGGCAUCGAGCCGCCCAUGGCGAUCAAGUCGUCAGCCGUCGAGGUGUAUGAUUUGCGCAUUGUGGAGUGGUACGAGCCUGGCACGCACGAGUAUAAGUGGCCAGAGGAGGAAUUGCCGGCGGAGGAAAAAGAGGUCGCUGAAAGGAUGCUGGAUAAGGAGGCUGCUAUACCGGUUGCAUCGGAAGCGGAGGCUGAGGCCGCACAAGCUAAUACUGCUGCUGAGGAUACGAAGAAGAGAAAAGUCUCGCCUGAUAUCCUCAACGAAGCGAGUGAAGGUGUGAAGGAUGAUGCAGCAACAAAACGCCAAAAGACUGAUACUCAAAACCUCAACCCCGAAUCGACGACAGAAGAGCCAAACGUCGUCAAAAAGGAGCAUAACACGGCAAAGACAGACGAAGCAAAAGAAUCCGAUCCAAUUACCAUCCCAGCCGAAAAAGAAGAAGAAGCACCGAGACCCCCCGCCGCCAAAAUCAUCAUGACAGUUUCCUCCGGCUUCUAUGUUCGAUCUCUCGCCCACGAUUUAGGCAAAGCCGUGGGCAGCUGUGCACUCAUGAGCGAACUGGUACGCUCCAAACAGGGUGAUUAUACAUUAGAACCGGAAAAUAUCUUGGAAUAUAAGGAUCUGGAUGCCGGGGAGGAAGUAUGGUCACCGAAGGUUAUACGGCUUUUGGAAGCGUGGCAGGAGAAGAAUCCUUAG